UACUCUGUUGUUAUCAACAACAUGAAGUGCAUCAAACAUUCCAUCAAAGUUUCUCAAACUGGGUUUGUAAUGAAAAGCUAAUAUUUAAUUAAAUCAUAAAAAUGUUAAAUUAAAACAAAUCAUUUUAAAAUGAAUCAAAAUAAAACACUUACUGAAAAAAAAAUGAAAUAUUGUAUUUGUUUACCUGCUAUGUUACUAUAACCAAUGUCAGAGAGCCAUGAACAUGCAAAUGUGAUACUUAUUAAAUAUUUAUUUUAAAAUCUCUUAUUUUAAAAAAAUAUAUAAGGUGAGGAUCAUUAUAUUAGAGGAUCAGAUGACAAAAAAGUUGGUGAAUUAGCAUUUUAAUGUUUUUGAAAGAGUAGAAGUAAUACACUAAGUGACGAAAAAUGACUGUGUUCAUCAGCAGUUGAUGCAGUGUUGAAACACUUCUAAUGACUGAUCUCUGUGUUCAAAACUGGAAGACUUUCUGGUAUUUUUAUUACAUAAACAUGUAUAUAAAAAAUAGUUAUCUCUGUGCAAUCCAAAUAUUAUUUGUGUUUUUUUUUUUUAGUGUUGAUCUUAUAAUAUUAUAUAUUGUUACAUAGUCUAUCAUAACAUUUACAUUUUAUAUAUUAUAAAUAACAUCUACUGUAUUAACAUAUAAAUUAGUUACACUGUGUGUUCUUGAACACUCUCACAAACCAAAACUAGUAAAAGUGUUGGUUUGUAAUCUGUACUGUAGGUUGAUUUUAAUCCUGCAGUACGUUUGCAUGCACUCACUGCAAAAUAGGGACUUUAAUUAACACAUGUAGGCAAACAUCACCCCGGGAAACUGGUUUUGUAACAGUGUGCUGCCAUAUUGUGGUUUAAUCCGAAUGCAUCAAAUAAGAUCGGGAGGUCUCCUGCUGUUACAUAAGCUCAUAGACUUUCAAGACUAACUCCUUGUCGGCCAACUAUCAAAUCAAAAGACGCUCCAGCUAUAAUCACUUUGUUCUCUUUAAUCCUCAAUUGAGUUUAAAUAGCAGACAGUGCCAUUCUCCUGAACACUCACACUGGUCACACUUCGCAAAAUGGGCAAUGCUAAAAGUGGAGCGCUUUCCAAAGAGCUUCUGGAGGAGCUGAAGAUGAACACCAAGUACAGCGAGGAGCAGCUUUACGCCUGGUACCAGAAGUUCCUGAACGAGUGUCCGACGGGCCGCAUCAGCCGCGAGCAGUUUGAGAGCAUCUACGCCAGCUUCUUCCCCGACGCCGAUCCCAAGGCCUACGCUCAGCACGUCUUCAGGAGCUUCGACGCCAACAGCGACGGGACGCUGGACUUUAAAGAGUACAUCGUGGCUCUGCAUCUGACAUCCUCAGGGAAGACCGUCGAGAAGCUGGAGUGGGCCUUCGCUUUGUACGAUGUAGACAGGAACGGCACCAUCACCAAAAACGAGAUUCAUGAAAUAGUCAAGUCGAUAUUCAACAUGAUCUCCAAAGAAGACCAAAAAAACCUUCCGGAUGAUGAGAAUACUCCUGAAAAACGAACAGAUAAAAUUUGGGACUUCUUCGGGAAAAAAGAAAACGGUAAAAUAACAGAGGGCGAGUUCAUUCAAGGAGUCAUGGACAAUAAGAACAUCCUCCGUCUGAUUCAGUUUGACAAACCACAAAAGGUCCAAGAGAGGCUCAAAGAGAAGAAGCAAUAAUGUUUGUUUUAUUUUUAUUUUUUUGUUUAUCUGAUUCUUUUGUUUCAUGUGCACUGUAAUGCUUUUGAUUUCUGCUGUUCUGAUGUGUUGACCAAGAUUUCAAUACAAUAUGUGCCAUGGAAUAUACAUGUAAUAAUGCUGCAGUAGAAAACAUGAAACGAAAUGAACAGUUAAAAGCUGGAUAUCUAGACACUGAGUUACAGUGAAAUACACAGAUACAAUCAGUCCACUGGCGAAAAAGAGUCAAAUUCACAAUCACCGCCGAUCAUGUGCUGUGAAACCACAUGCAAAUUAUGUAAAUAAUCUACAACUUUGCUUCACACUCAUUUGCUCAUGAAUAAAACGCUAUAUGUAACAGUCA
Cyprinus carpio (common carp) is the source of this 2022-nucleotide messenger RNA. RefSeq names its product recoverin b (gene rcvrnb). NCBI's taxonomy places the organism in Eukaryota, Metazoa, Chordata, Actinopteri, Cypriniformes, Cyprinidae. The record is from RefSeq and is a predicted model, not a curated record. Gene Ontology annotation, molecular function: calcium ion binding.